CAAUUUACAUUGACUCCUUCUUUCUUGGUUGCCCUCUUUAGCCUUCCAACCAUAUGAUAUUUGUUCAUUACUUAAUUAAACAAAGGCUAACAAAGUUGAUUAAUCUCAGAAAUAUCUCUGUCUAACUUCUUUCAUGGCUUUCAAAAUCAUACUUCAGUUAAUUGUAAUUCAUUUCUGGGUUUUAACACCUACAAUCUUUGCACAAGAUUCAAAGCAGUUCAUAUAUCAAGGCUUCCAACAAGCCAAUCUUCAUCUUGAUGGAGCUGCAACAGUUGCAGCUAAUGGACUGUUGCAGCUAACCAACUAUUCAAAACAGCUAACAGCUCAUGCUUUUCAUCCACAACCUCUAAAUUUCUCUUCUUCAUCAUCUCUCUCAUUUUCCACCCAUUAUGUUUUUGCUAUGUACCCUGAAAUUCAAUCCAUAAGUGGUCAUGGAAUUGUGUUUGUUCUAUCUCCUUCAAUGAGCUUUCCUCAUGGUGUUCCAGGCAAGUUUUUCGGUCUUUUUAAUUCUUCGUCGGAUUUUAUGCCUUCAGAUCAUAUAUUUGCUGUGGAGUUAGAUACCAUUCAGGAUUUUGAAUUCUCUGAUCUUGAUAGCAACCAUGUUGGAAUUAAUAUCAAUAGUCUGAUAUCAAAUGCAUCAGCUUCAGCUGCUUAUUUUUCUGAUGCUGAAAAUGUGAAUAGAAGUCUUAACCUUUUAAGCGCAAGAAGAAUGCAAAUUUGGAUAGAUUAUAAUCAUGAGAACAUGUUAGUUCAGGUAACAAUGGCUCCUAUUGAAGUCCCUAAACCAAGUAGGCCUUUGUUAUCUUUUCGUGUCAAUCUUUCUGAAGUUCUUUCAGAGACCAUGUAUGUCGGUUUCUCUUCAUCUACUGGUUCAGUGGCUAGUAGUCAUUAUCUACUUGGGUGGAGCUUUGCCCACGGUGGAGAGACGGCUCAAAGACUUGAUUUAUCAAAGCUUCCUCGGCUUCCUCGUUAUGGAAGUCGAGGGAGAAAAUUGAGUGUGGGGUCUAUGAUCCUGGUCAUUGUGAUAUCAGUGAUAGUGAUAACAGUUGGAUUGAUUUUUUAUGUUAUAAGAAGGAAGAAGUAUGAGGAAUUAAUAGAAGAUUGGGAGAAAGAGUACCUUCUGCAGAGAUUUUCAUUUAAAGAUCUUUACAGAGCUACAAAGGGGUUUAAAGAUAAGGAGGUUUUGGGAGCUGGAGGUUUUGGGAAGGUUUAUAAAGGAAAUUUAACUUGUCCAAAACUUGAAGUUGCUGUUAAGAGAGUUUCACAUGGUUCAGGCCAAGGAAUGAGAGAAUUUAUGGCAGAAGUUGCUUGUAUGGGGAGGUUAAGACACCGUAAUUUGGUACAACUCCUAGGGUAUUGUCGAAGAAAAGAAGAGUUGAUCUUAGUCUAUGAUUUUAUGCCUAAUGGAAGUCUAGACAAGUAUCUUUACGAGGAUGAAAAACCAAAUCUUUCAUGGAGUGCGAGGUUCAAGGUCAUUCGUGGUGUGGCUUCUGCACUUGUAUAUCUUCAUGAAGAGUGGGAACAAGUUAUUGUGCAUAGAGAUGUUAAGGCUAGUAACAUUCUAUUAGAUGCUGAGAUGAAUGCAAGACUAGGUGACUUUGGACUAGCAAGAUUAUAUGAUCAUGGUAGCAAUCCUCAGACUACUCAUGUGGUAGGAACUGUUGGAUAUCUUGCACCAGAGCUCACUAGAAAGGGGAAGGCAACUACUUGCACUGAUGUGUUUUCAUUUGGAGUUUUCAUUCUUGAAGUUGCUUGUGGGAGGAGUCCAAUUACCCUUAAUGGUUCGAAUGCAGAAACGUAUUUAAUUGAAUGGGUAUAUGAAUGCUGGAAGACAGGGGUGUUAAUUGAGGCAGGGGAUCCUAAAUUAGGAGGGAAUUACGUUGUGGAUGAAAUGGAACUAAUUUUAAGACUAGGCAUGUUUUGUUGUCAUCCUAGGCCUGAAGGAAGACCUAACAUGAGGCAAGUUAUGCAGUUUUUAAAUAGAGAUAAUACUUUGCCUGAGAUGAUUCCUUUUGAUGCUAAAGCUGCUCACUCUACAUCCAACAAUCAAAUUUCAUUUCCCACAUCUUCUGUAGGCAACUCUGCUUAUGCUUCAUAUAGCAGUGAAUCCAUACUACAAGUCGGUCGUUAGUCUAGUGAAUUUUAUGGUUACAUAAUGUAUUUCUUUUUUAUUUCUGCAAGGUUUUGUAAUGUAUUUUAAGUAUUUUUUAGGGCAAGUUAAUUUCUCAGGUAACUUUUGCUUAUAAUGUUUGGAGUUGGCCUGACUUUGGGAGAGAUUCUUGUAUCGAAGAUAUCUGUACGUGUAAAUGAUCAUAUCUGAUUAGUGAAAUAACUGCCUGAAAGCCCCCAGGAAGUCAGGAACAGCAGUUUUUGGUAGAA
This is a messenger RNA of Spinacia oleracea (spinach), 2379 nucleotides long. RefSeq names its product L-type lectin-domain containing receptor kinase IV.2-like. Bases 134 to 2131 code for a protein of 665 amino acids. Gene Ontology annotation, molecular function: ATP binding; carbohydrate binding; protein kinase activity. Lineage: Eukaryota; Viridiplantae; Streptophyta; Magnoliopsida; Caryophyllales; Amaranthaceae. The record is from RefSeq and is a predicted model, not a curated record. The transcript has a single exon. Gene Ontology annotation, biological process: protein phosphorylation.